CUGCAAUAACCAGUCACGGCUGCUGUUUAAAUCAAUGAAAUGACAUUGUGAAGGUUCCUUUUGUUUCUGUACAGAAUAAUAAUGGGAAAGUCUAAUCGAUCCAUUAAUCCAGCAGAUGCUUUACGUAAAAAGCAGCGAAAGAGAGAACUUAAAAAAAACAAAGAAGAACGUAAGCGUGCGCGCGAAAGUGUUUUAGCAAAGAAAGAUGUCAACAAAGUGAAAGGUGAAAUAUCAAGAUUAGAGCAUUUAGCCAGCAGUGGUCAAUUGAGUAAACAGGAUCAAGCACGUUUAGAUAGUUUGAAAGCAGAGGCUAGCAAGAUUGAAAAAGCCAAAAAGGUAAAAGAAAUUAAAUUAUCAGCCAUGCAAUUUUAAUAACAAUCAUUCACUAUAAACAGAACGCUGGAAGCCAACUCACA
Molecule: messenger RNA, 416 nt
Organism: Rhizopus microsporus ATCC 52813
Lineage: Eukaryota; Fungi; Mucoromycota; Mucoromycetes; Mucorales; Rhizopodaceae
Exons: 4
Coding region: 82-372 (96 amino acids)
Biological process (GO): RNA processing
Source: RefSeq, a predicted model, not a curated record